GUCCGUCACAAUAGUGAGAUACGACAUACGGAAGGCAAGCGAACGGAGAAGGGCGCGAGAUGCGGACGCCGUGCGUAACCACAGUACAAACUAGAAUUCCAAUAAGUUAGACUAACGCUGAGACCAGACCCCAUUCCCGUUACCCCAUCCCAAUAAAACCUAAAACAUUUAAGUGAUGGUGCCCCAGGCUGUUAAGCUGUUUCAAUCCUCGCUGAGCCAGUGGCGACGCGGAGGCAAACUGCAUCCCAUGGCCAAGGGCGCGAUCACGUACGCGGUCAUGUGGCCCACGGGCAGCCUGAUUCAGCAGGCGCUGGAGGGACGCAAGCUGCGAGACUACGACUGGGCCAGGGCGCUCCGCUUCAGUCUGUUUGGAGCCCUCUACGUGGCGCCCACUCUGUACGGUUGGGUACGGCUCACCAGCGCUAUGUGGCCGCAGACCAAUCUCCGCACGGGCAUCGUCAAGGCCAUCACGGAGCAGCUGUCCUACGGACCUUUUGCCUGUGUCAGCUUUUUCAUGGGCAUGAGCUUGCUCGAGCUGAAGACCUUUAGCCAGGCUGUGAACGAGACGAAGGAAAAGGCGGCGCCCACAUACAAGGUCGGCGUGUGCAUCUGGCCCUUUCUGCAAACAAUAAACUUCUCGCUGGUGCCAGAACACAACCGCGUGGUUUUCGUAAGCAUCUGCAGCCUGAUGUGGACCAUCUUCCUAGCCUACAUGAAGACACGCAACGAGGAGCAAUCGGAUCCAGCGGGUCUUCCCUGUACAUAGUUUCCCCAGUUGUCGUAUUUGUUACCUGUUGUGCGUCCCUUAGGCCAAUUGAUUAAUUAGAUAGCGUUAUCGUA
This is a messenger RNA of Drosophila rhopaloa, 840 nucleotides long. Its product is annotated as mpv17-like protein. Lineage: Eukaryota; Metazoa; Arthropoda; Insecta; Diptera; Drosophilidae. The transcript is spliced from 4 exons. The record is from RefSeq and is a predicted model, not a curated record. Gene Ontology annotation, cellular component: cytoplasm; membrane. The coding region runs from base 176 to 766 and encodes 196 amino acids.